CCAAGAUGAAAGAUAUCAAUGGCAGAUUCGAAGAGCUCUAUAAAGAAAGAGUUGAACUUGGAUUGAUGCACGAGACUUCUGGAGGGACAUCAAGUACUGCUGCAUCUACUCAACAAGGAGUAGAUCCAAGACCACCCACUUCCAGUCUGCCAACUGAAGAAGCUGUUUAUGGGAGAGGUGAAGACAAAAAAGAAAUAAUUAAGAUGGUGUCAAGUGAUAAACCAAUAGAAGCCAACUUUGGUGUGAUAGCAAUUGUGGGCAUGGGAGGACUCGGCAAAACAACACUUGCUCGGGAGGUUUACAAUGACAAGGAAUUGGAACUUCUCAAGUUCGAGAAAAAAGCAUGGGUUUCUAUCUCUGACGAUUUUGAUGUUAUGAGAAUCUCGAAGUCAGUUCUCGAGUCCAUAAAUCCCUCAUCCAGCAGUCUAAAUAGUUUAAAUGAAAUACAAGGUAAGUUGAAAGAGAAAAUACGUGGAAGAAAAUUCCUGCUGGUCUUAGAUGACGUUUGGAAUGACAGAGAGAGUUUGUGGGAAACCUUCAAGUCUCCAUUCAAAGAUAGUGCACGGGGAAGUAAAAUAAUUGUGACUACACGCAAUGAAGGAGUUGCAGUAACAAUGAGAUCCUUUGAAACUCAUAAAUUAAAGACUCUUUCAGAUGAUGAAUGUUGGAAUUUGUUUAUGAAGCAUGCACCUUCGACUGGUAUGGAUACUAAUGCUCUUGGGAAAUUUCGUGAACGUGUUGUUAAAAAGUGUGGAGGAUUGCCGCUGGCAGCAAAGACUCUAGGUGGUCUUCUGCACUAUGAACCGAAAGUUGAUGCAUGGGAGAAUAUUUUAAACAACAGAGUAUGGGAUUCAACUAACGGAGAUGACAUCCUUCCCGUGUUAAGGUUAAGUUACCGUCAUCUUCCUCCACAUCUUAAAAGAUGUUUCGCUUAUUGUGCAAUUUUUCCCAAAGAUUAUGAGUUCAACGAAGAGGAACUUGAGCUUUUAUGGAUGGGAGAAGGCAUUAUUCAACAAUCAGAUGAGCACCUAAAUUUGGCUAGUGAGUAUUUUCAUCAUUUAUGUUCCAGGUCUCUUUUUCAAAAAUCAAGUAGCAAUAAUUUUAAAUAUGUAAUGCAUGACCUUGUUCAUGAUCUAGCACAAUCUGUUUUUGGAGAAAUUGGUUUUAGAUCAGAGGAAGCCAUUUCUAUGCUACCAAAAAAUUUUGAAAGGACUCGUCAUUUUUCUUAUAUUUCUAAACACCAUGAUGGAAAAAAUAUGUUCAAGGACUUGCAAAAAUUGAAAAGCCUAAGAACAUUCUUUCCAGUAUUUAUGAGUCCUUAUAGACAGUAUAACCCUGAGUACAUAGAUGCUACAAUUAUUUUUAAUUUAUUGCGGCAUUUGAAGAAGUUAAGAGUGCUAUCUUUAGAAAGAUACUUCAUCACACAUUUACCAAAUUCAAUUGGAGGCUUGAUACAUCUGAAGUAUCUCAAUUUGUCCAACACUAUGGUCAAAAGUUUGCCUGAGUCAACAAGCUCAUUACUUAACUUGCAAAUUUUGCUACUAAAAGACUGUUCUCGUCUUUUGGAGUUACCUUCAAAGAUGAGAUAUUUGACCAAUCUAUGUCAUAUUGAUAUUAAAGGUGCAAGGUCAUUGAAAGGGAUGCCGCCUGGUAUGAAAGAGUUGAUAAACCUCCGAAUGUUGUCUAAUUUUAUUGUGGUCAAAGAAAAGAAUUUCAAUUUGAAUGAUUUGAGGAAUUUAAGAUUUCUUAAAGGAGAGCUUCACAUUUCCAAAUUAGAGAACGUUAGUCAUCACAACCAAAUUAGAGAGCCCGUACUAAAAAAUAUGAAAGAUUUAGAAAUAUUGUUGCUGGAAUGGGGAUCUCAAUCCGAUGGCUCACCGAAUGAGGAAGUAGAAAGACAUGUUCUUGAGAUGCUAAAACCUCAUAGCAAUUUGAAAGAACUUGUAAUCAAGUGCUAUGGUGGUGCAUGUUUUCCAUCUUGGUUAGGAGAUUCGUCAUCGCUCUCCAAUAUGACAAUCCUUAAAUUAGGAAAAUUUAAGAACCGUGCAAGGUUUGCCUUCAAUCUGGAUGUUGAGCUCACUUAA
Pistacia vera is the source of this 2084-nucleotide messenger RNA. RefSeq names its product putative disease resistance RPP13-like protein 1. Gene Ontology annotation, biological process: defense response to other organism. Gene Ontology annotation, molecular function: ADP binding. The record is from RefSeq and is a predicted model, not a curated record. The coding region runs from base 6 to 2084 and encodes 692 amino acids. Lineage: Eukaryota; Viridiplantae; Streptophyta; Magnoliopsida; Sapindales; Anacardiaceae. The transcript has a single exon.